This is a messenger RNA of Hydractinia symbiolongicarpus, 5055 nucleotides long. RefSeq names its product serine/threonine-protein kinase Nek9-like. The transcript has 2 exons. Gene Ontology annotation, biological process: protein phosphorylation. Gene Ontology annotation, molecular function: ATP binding; protein kinase activity. The record is from RefSeq and is a predicted model, not a curated record. NCBI's taxonomy places the organism in Eukaryota, Metazoa, Cnidaria, Hydrozoa, Anthoathecata, Hydractiniidae. The coding region runs from base 398 to 3094 and encodes 898 amino acids.
UAGAUAACCUGACGAAUAACGAAAAUAUCUGGAGGAGUUUAGCCACCAUCUAAGCAAUGAGCUAUAAUUACUCAUAGAGGGAUCCGUCGCGUGUCAGACCCUCACGACGGUAGACUCUUAAAAUGGACUUUGGAUUACCAUGUUACUUUAAAAUAUGGCAUUUACAUAUUUACGGCCUUACAAUAUGACAUUUAGAGAGAUGUGUAAACAUUAUAAUGGCAGACAUAAAAUCAAAACAAUGAUUGAAGUGGAUGUCAAUAUUUCAACUUUUGUAAGCAGGUGCUCAGGCUGUGAUGUGAAAUUUAGCUAGAUCUUCGCUAAAGUUAUUGGAAAAUACAUUUAAAUUGGCGAAGACUUACCUGGGAGCUUGUAUUAAUUCCAGAUACUGGUUUGUAGAAUGGAAUUUUACAGCAUUGAGCACACAGAAGAUGACAUAGGUAAUAUACCAUUAGAUAUAUCUUUUGGUGAUUCUUUUGCCUCAGUAGACGACCAAGAAGACUCUUCGUAUACCAGAGUAAAGGUGCUUGGCCGAGGAGCAUUCGGAGAGGCUGUACUUUACAGGAAAACAACAACAAAUGAAUUGGUAGUUUGGAAAGAAAUCAACUUAGUAAGAGCAACAGAAAAUGAACGUAAUGGUGCUUUAAACGAAGUGGAAAUUCUAUCCCAGUUACAACAUGUUAACAUUGUUGCUUAUUUUAAUGACUUUUUUGAUGGCUCCUCCUUAUUUAUUGAAAUGGAAUAUGCUAAUGAUGGGUCUUUAUAUCAUAAAAUUGUUGCACAAGAUGGCAAAUCUUUUGAAGAAAUUGAAGUUUUGCAGUAUUUUUAUCAGCUUAUAUCUGCUGUUGAUUACAUUCAUGCAUUUGGCAUACUACACAGGGAUAUAAAAACUUUGAAUAUUUUUUUGACAAAAUCAAAAAUCAUUAAGUUAGGAGAUUUUGGCAUUUCCAAAGUUUUAGAAGAAACCUAUGGAAAUGCUGAAACAUGUGUUGGUACUCCCUAUUACAUGAGCCCUGAACUUGUCAAAGGGGAAUCCUAUAAUCAAAAGAGUGAUAUUUGGGCAUGUGGUUGUGUCUUAUUUGAAUUGCUGACAUUGAAUAAAGCAUUUCAAGCGAGUAACCACUUAAAACUGCUAGUAUCCAUACUUGAGAAAGAUCCUGGUGAUAUUAGUGAUAAAUACUCUAGCGAGAUUAGAACUCUUGUGACGGAAACGUUAAAAAAAGAGGCAUCGGAGCGACCAUUUGCAAAACAACUUAUGGCAUUAGAUGUUUUCAAAAAAGCGAAAGAAUUUGUGUUAAAUCAAACUAAAAUAGCCGCUCCUCUAAGAAGAAUAUCGUCACAGCGAUCCAUAACUCAACAGUCCACUUUUUUAAGUCCGACAGUGUCAACAUUAACCAGUGACGUUUUUUAUUGGGGUGGUGGAAAAGCUGUUCCUCAAAAGAUAGAACGUUUUAGUGAAGGGAGAUGCGGUAUGCAAGUUUCUGCAGGUUUUUCACAUUUUGCUGUUGUUACAAUCGAAAAAGAAUUGUAUACUUGGGCGAAUAUUCAAGGAGGCACCGAAAUAGUGGGACAGUUAGGUCAUGGUAACACAGCGAUGUAUCGCGCACCAAAGAAGGUUUCGUAUUUUGACGGAAUUGCAGUUAGCCAGGUUGCUUGCGGUGAAGACUUCACUGUGAUAUUAACAUUGAGUGGCGAGGUAUAUACUUGUGGAUCAAAUUAUUACGGUUGUUUGGGAGUGGGAGACACUAACGACGAUGCUCUAACUCCAGUGCGAAUUGAUUCGUUAGAUAAUAUCCCAAUCCAUAACAUUGCUUGUGGAGAUAGUCACGUUGUUGCGUUAACCAAGGAGAAAAAAAUAUACACUUGGGGGUGUGGAGAAUAUGGAAGACUUGGUUUGGGAAACGAAGAGGAUUUUUCUUCCCCUCAACUAGUUAAUUUGCCAGUGGGAUAUUCUGCUAUUGUAGCCAUAACAUGCGGACGCGAUAACACAUUCUUGCUCACCAUUAACGGUCACUUGCUGGCCUUUGGUAACAACGAACAUAACAAAAUGGCUCUAAACCAGACUGUGCAAUUUAAGCGCAAAGCGUUAACAGAGGAUAACAUCAUUCAUUUCACACAUACUCCAACACCUGUGAGAGCACUAAGAAGUUACAAGCUUGUCUCAAUCUCAUCCGGAAAAUCACACUCGGCAGCUAUUGAUGAGUUUGGUCGUUUGUUGACGUUUGGUAGCAAUAAAUACGGUCAGCUUGGUGUUAGAGAUAACAAACCAAGGGAUAACCCAUGUUUAGUACGAGGAGACCUAAAUGGCAAAAUUGUUAUGCUGUGCUCCUGCGGUGAUGGAUUUACAGUGGCUGCUACGAAAGAUAACCAGCUAUUUUCAUGGGGAUUAAGUGAUAAUGGAAGGUUGGGUAUUCAGUUAAAGGGCCGUAGUUACAGUUGUUCACCUAAACCUAUUUUUGGGUCGUUGCAUAAAGUUGCUAGUUUAUCAAGUCGUCAUUGGGCCACCAUCAUCCUGGCAGAACAAAUGCUUAGCUCCAAAGUAAUACACACUAAAAUGUUAAGUGUCAGCGAACAAUCCGGUAAAAAAGUUAUUGGUGAUCAUAAACCCAUUAGUGCAGAAGAUGCUAGCAGUUCUGGGAGUUUUAAAUUUAACGAAGAAUUGGACAACUACGAGAGUAAAGGAGAAAGCGCAGGUGUCGAGAAUAACCACAAAAGCGAUGGCGAGGAUACAUUACCCCCAUGGUUGGUUGACGAAAUGGAUAACGCAGAAUUUAUACCUAUGGGAUCUGAUGAGGACAAUAGCGAAGUGUUCGAAAACAUCAAUGCAAAUGCACCGUCUUUUCGCGAGACUUUUAGAAAAGUGAAGGAGUCUUCAAAAUCAUUUGAAUCUUGCGAAAAAUGUUUGAAGAAAGAUCCAAGCUAUUUAGAAGUAAGAGUUAAAGAGCUAGAGCUGGAAAACACUCGUCUUGAGAAGUUAGCGAAGGAACAAGAAGUUCUGAUAAAAUACCUACAAAAAGAACGAGAGUGUUAUGCGAAGUACACAAAUCAAAUGUUAGAGGUUAGCAAAGGUUCCUUACUGAAUAAUUCUGUCGAGUGAAAGUAAAACGCCAGGAUACAAAAGUGACGUAUACAUUAAAUCACCAAAAAAAAUAUUUUAUAAAAAAGCCUUGUCUUUUAUAAUAUAUGCAAAAAGAAAUUUUUAAUUAAUGAUUUUAACAAUAUACAUUUUUAACAUAAAUUUAGAUUUAAGGGGAGGUUUUUUAUGUCAUAUUUUUAAAGAAGAUAUCACAACAAAUUUAAAACCAUCGCCUUGUUGCGUGUUUCUUCGCUAUGUCGCGUGUUGCAGAGUUUUUUAAUUAAUAAAACAAAGUUCGCUUAAGUUUACUUUUUAAAUAUAAAAACAACAUUAAAAACACGCAUAGUGAUUUAUUUUGAGAACCCAAUCCUACUGUUUAUUUACUCAAACUUAAAAGGAAGAGCAGUACAGUUGACUUUCGAUAUUCCGAGCACUAGAUGAUAUUUUUCGACAGCUUAAAUGAGUUUCACUGCCCAUUAUUAAUAAUGUAUAAAAAAAAACUUUUUACGGUUUUUAUCUAUACAGUACUCUUUAGCGUUAAAUGGGACUCCGGAUAAGUUGAGCUUUUACUAAUUAGGACCAAAUUUCUCGAUCUAUUAGACUUCGUUAGCAAUUGCAUUAAAACAUACUUCGCGUAAGUGAGACAUCAAUGCAAUAGCUUUCCAGAAAACAGCAAAAAAAUAAAUUAAACUAAAUAAAUAAAUUCGAAUGAUAAAAAUCGAAUGAAGAAAAAACAAAAAAGCACUGCUGACCGGAGUUAAAAAUAAACUUUUGUUACUGUCUAAAAGUCAUGGAGUGUGAAGACGUUGGCAAAAAAAGAAGUAAUAAUCUUAAAACAAUUACUAAACAAUACAAGAUAUUGCGAGAAGUAUAAAAAGUCUCAAUAAGUGGGACAUUUUAAGUUUUUUCCUUUAAAAAAGUCCUAGUUAGGGAGAGAUUUGGUUAAGUGUGAGACAUUCGCUAAGUAGGACGAACUUUAAAGGUUCCAUUUAACGCCAGUGUACUGUAUUAUAUUUUUUUCUCAAUAAUCAUACAUAUUUUCGGCCAUAACGUUAUGAACGGUAAUACUGACAGCUGAAUGAUGGCAAAUCAACAAGUUGCUGAAAAUUGAUGAAAAAAUAUAAUGCAGAUAAAAUCAUAAAUUGAAGUUGUUGUUUUUGUAUUGCAAAUUUUAGUCAGUGCGAGGUUUUUUGACAUAAAUAUGUAGUUUUUACUUGAAAUUUACCAUAGUAGGUAAGCAGUAUUAUUUUAUUUUGUCUUAUUUUUAUUUUUAAAAGAUUAGUAUUUUAAAUUUUUUAGUUAAUGUAUAAUUUAAUAUUUUAGGAUAUAGAACUAUUAUUUCACAUCGAUUAACAUUUCAAGACUUAUACGAGCUUGAACAAAUAGCACGGAUUGUAAAAUGUUUCAAUCUAGUUUCUGUAACAGUAUAGCAUGUGUUUGUGUAUGGAAAAAGAUACACAUCUUUAUUUAAAAGAAACAUGAAAUUUGACUUGAGCCUGAUUGUUUCUUAAUAUUUUUAUUUCUUUAGUGUUCUUAAGUGUUUUUUUAAAUUUUUCUUAAAAUUAUUUAAUUUUUAAUUUCCCCAGGAAACGUUUUUGAGGUCUUUACUUCGUGCUUGGUGUUCACAUAAGAAGAAAUGGAAGUAAUUAAGGAAGAUUGGGAUCAAAAUAUUUUUUACAUCAUGAGCCAUUCAAUAAGAGCUAUGCAUAAGCUAUACUUAUACACGAACUUCGUUAGUCCUAAACUUCAAUCAAUUCUCACAAAGAUGUCUUCUUGUUUUUUUAGCCUACCAAUGUUUAUUAAAAAACGUGUAAUAUAAGUUUUCAACACUUUUAUUCGUUUAAUUUUUAAAUUUUAUUUAGAAAUUUUUUAUUUUGCGAGUUUGUAAUUCUUGCAUCAGCUUUUUGUGGUCUGAGAAUUACACUUUGUUUAUCAAUGGUGACGAUACUUGUAAAGAAAUAUUCAACUUUGUGAUACUUUUC